Brassica napus (rape) is the source of this 807-nucleotide messenger RNA. Its product is annotated as B3 domain-containing protein REM10-like. NCBI's taxonomy places the organism in Eukaryota, Viridiplantae, Streptophyta, Magnoliopsida, Brassicales, Brassicaceae. The coding region runs from base 63 to 746 and encodes 227 amino acids. The record is from RefSeq and is a predicted model, not a curated record. The transcript is spliced from 3 exons. Gene Ontology annotation, molecular function: DNA binding.
CAGAUUUGUGGAUUCAGCUUAGGUUCGAUGAUGUUUUCUUCCCAUUCUUUUCUUGUUUGCAGAUGCCUAAUUCGCACAAACCUCAUUUCUUGAAGCCUCUGCUUCCCGAUUUCCACAGUGGCGUGACAAUACCACUUGGCUUCUUCUCACAGCACAUAGAAGGGAAGACAAACCGGAAAACAUGGAAACUAAGAUCGGACGCUACAGAUCAAACUUGGGAAGUGAUACAAGAAGGCAGGAGACUCACCGGAGGUUGGAAAGAUUUCACCACAGCACAUGACCUUCAAAUCGGUGACAUUGUCAUCUUCAAACACGAAGGAGAUAUGGUGUUUCAUGUCACACCAUUUGGUCCUAGCUGUUGUGAGAUUCAGUAUACACAUCCUCACAUCAUCAAGGAAGAAGCCGAUGCGGAUGAUGCUCCUUCUUUCUCAUUUGACUAUUGUUUUCAGGCUGAGGUCACUGCUUCGAAUCUAAAAGAAGACAAACUUUAUCUUCCUGAGGGAGCUACGACUUGUACUGCUUUGAACAAACAAUGCCAAGAGAUAAUACUUGUCAACAAAGAGGGAAAUUCAUGGACUGUGAGUUUGCGAUUUAGCGAAGCAGACGGCAUGUAUUACAUCAGAAGAGGCUGGAGAAAGUUCUGUCGUGCUAACAGAUGCGCCAUAGGAGACUUAUUUGUGUUCAAUGUGGUUGGAGAUGGGAAAACUACUCCACUAAUGUGUGUAUGUCCGGAAAGGGAAGAGUGAUUUUGAACCUAAACUUAUGUAUGUCGAACCAGAAAUUUAUGUAUGUCUCUUUUUAUGGCUG